Messenger RNA from Acanthosepion pharaonis, 1488 nucleotides. Lineage: Eukaryota; Metazoa; Mollusca; Cephalopoda; Sepiida; Sepiidae. The record is from the annotation of a GenBank genome assembly.
AUGAUCGUCUUAAGUAGUGUCGACAUCAUGUUAUCGAUAUUCAUCUUUCUUUUUCCUUUUCUUCAAUUUUUGGCUCUUCUUCUACUUCUUCCUUUUUUUCUUCUCCCCCGCCUCCUUCCCAUCCUUCUUUUUCUUGUGUUUUUAUUUGUUGUUGUUCUGUUCAUCUUCUUCUUCCAUUUGUUGUGUUUCUAUUUGUCGCUAUUCCUUUUCUAUUUCCUCUUUUUCUUCUAUUUUUUCUGCUUCUUCUGCUUCUUCUUCUUUUUCUUCUCUUUCUUAUUCUUGUAUUUCUUUUUCUGUUUCUUCUUCUGCUUUUUCUUCUUCUUCUUCUCUUUCUUAUUCUUCUAUUUCUUCUUCUAUAUUUUCUCCACCUCCUCUUCCUUCUUUAACUUCUUCUCCUUCUAUUUCUUUUUCUUCUUUUCUUCUAUUUCUUCUUCUUCUUCUUCUUCUUCUUCUUCUUCUUCUUCUUCUUCUCUUUAUUCUUCUAUUUGUUCUCCGCCUCCUCCUCCUCUUUCUUCUAUUUCUUCUCCUUCUUCUUUUUCUUCUCUUUCUUCUUCUCUUUCUUCUUCUUCUUCUUCUUCUUCUUCUUCUUCUUCUUUUAUAUUUUCUCCACCUCCUCCUCCUUCUUCUUCUAUUUCUUCUCCUUCUUCUUCUAUUUCUAUUUCUUUUUCUACUUCUUUAGCUACUUCUCCUUCUAUUUCUUCUUUUCUUCUAUUUUUUCUUGUAUUUCUUCUUCUUCUUCUUCUACUUCUUUCUCUUCUUCUUCUUCUUAUUCCGUUUCUUCCACUUCUUCUUCUACUUUCUAUUUUUUCUUCUUCUCCUACUUCUUUUUCUUCUUCUCCAUCUACUUAUUUCUCUUCUUCUUCUUCUUCUUCUUCUUCUUCUUCUUCUUCUCCUUCUUCUUCUUCUUCUUCUUUUUCUUCUUCUUUCUCUCCCUCUUCCUACCAUGGCACACAUACACUGACACAUUCAUUUUCAAUUGUAUCCCUUUCUUUACUUUUCACUCUCUCUUUCUCUCUCUCUCUCUCUCUCUCUCUUCUGAUUGGCAUUCAGAUUCACAACUUUCAUAUUUUUCAUUUUGGGGGAACACAGGUAGACGCUUAUUUUAUUAUAUCACUAUCUAUCUAUCUAUCUAUCUAUCUAUCUAUCUAUCUUGAUCUUUUCAUUAUCUAUCUAUCUAUCUAUCUAUCUAUCUAUCUAUCUAUCUAUCUAUCUGAUAUGUCCCGGCAAGAGAUAUAUUUGAACGAAACACAUCAUUUAUUAGUCUCACAAUCUAUCUAUCUAGUCUGCUCAUGUGCAUUUAUUUGGGUCUAUUCUUGUCUAUCUGUCCAUCUUACUACCCAUUUUGUUCAUAUCUAUCUAUAUAUCUAUCUAUCAAUCUAUCUAUCUCAGUCCUUUCAUUAUCUAUCUGAGUUUGUUCAUUAUCUAUCUAUCUAUCUAUCUAUCUAUCUAUCUAUCUAUCUAUCUAUCUAUCUAUCUAUCUAUAAAUAA